AUGUAAUUUUAUUAAUAAUUAUAUGAUGAAAAUCCAUACUUUAACAGAUUCUUCAAGGAAUAAUUCAUAUAUUAGGGAUUCAACAUCUAAUUGAGUGAUUUGCCUCAAUAUAAAAGCUAAUUUAAUUUGAUAAAUAAGGAGAAUCUAAAUUUGACUUGGAAAUAUAAAUAAGACAAUUAGAAAUUUAUUUUUAAGGCUAAUAAUUAGAUUACAAAUACAAUUAUAAAAUCAUAGUCACAAGAUUAAUAAGUAAAUGAAAAUAUUAUAUAAUAGCAAAUCUAAUACUAAUUUAAUUUGAUCACUAGAUAAAAUAGAUAUAGCAUUUUGUUAGGUUUGAAAUACAAAUAUGAAAAAGAUGAACUUUAAAAGCAUACAUUUACUCCUUAAGUUUAAAUUAGUUAGAGUUCAGGAAGUAAUUCAAAUUUGGAUGUUGGACUAAAAUAUAACUAUUUAAAUAAAAAAGAUGGUGUAAAUGUUAGAUUUAAUAUAUUUUCAUCUCUAUUAAAUAGAUAGAAUAUGGAAUAUUGUUUGAUAGGGAAUUUUGAAAAACCUUAAAAAUUAUAGAUUGGAUUAUAAAACAAUAGAAUUUGGAUGGGUAUAAUAUAGAGAGCUAAAUUAAUGAAUUCAAAUAGUUUUAUACUUUACAACUUGAAGAAUAAGAAAUAUGAUUUGAAUUUAUAUGUAGGAUUGAACUCAAUUGAGAAUAGAUUUAAUAAUAAAUUGAAAUUGAUGAUGGGUGUAUCAACAUAAAAGGAGAUUUUAGGAAAGAUUGAAUUUUUAACAGAUGUAGGAAUAUUAGGAUAUUGUUUAAAAUGGUAACACGUAUAAGGAUUGAGUAUGGGAUAUAAUAUUGAAAUUUGA
Molecule: messenger RNA, 861 nt
Organism: Paramecium sonneborni
Lineage: Eukaryota; Ciliophora; Oligohymenophorea; Peniculida; Parameciidae
Source: the annotation of a GenBank genome assembly